Schistocerca gregaria is the source of this 1093-nucleotide messenger RNA. Its product is annotated as syntaxin-5-like. Gene Ontology annotation, biological process: endoplasmic reticulum to Golgi vesicle-mediated transport; intracellular protein transport; vesicle fusion. Gene Ontology annotation, molecular function: SNARE binding; SNAP receptor activity. The transcript is spliced from 4 exons. The record is from RefSeq and is a predicted model, not a curated record. Gene Ontology annotation, cellular component: Golgi membrane; SNARE complex; endomembrane system. The coding region runs from base 128 to 1000 and encodes 290 amino acids. Lineage: Eukaryota; Metazoa; Arthropoda; Insecta; Orthoptera; Acrididae.
AGGUUUUUCCUGACACAUGUAUCACAGAAGACGCACUCUUGAAAUGUUUUUAGGUCAAAACUAAUUGACUUUCAAAAAAAGCAACAACCCGUGCUAAGCGGGUCUUAUAUCUCUCAUCCCAAACAUCAUGAUGUAUGACCGCACAACUGAGUUCAUAAAUGUGGCGCAAUCGCUACAUCAAAAUACGACAAUUCCCUCAACUAGAGUAAGAAAGGACACUUUGCCUUCAGUUAUUAAAGAUAUCAACCAUACAGCAAAAAAAAUCAGUGGCCGCAUUAAUGUAACUGCGCAAUGGUUAAAAGAUUUGGCUAAACUAACGAAGGUUAAGUCGAUAUUUCAGGAUCCAGCUGAGAAAAUUGAGGAGCUUGUAAAUACCAUUAAAGCGAGCAUUCAGUCCAUCCGUAUCGAACUUGAAGGCCUAGAACAACUUAUCGCCUCUCAGCCCAUGCCAAACCACCAAUUAAAGGAACACCACGAACUGAUGGCCACAGUAUUAAAGACGAAUUUAGCGGAAAUAACCACAGAGUUUACAAAUCUAUUGCGAAUUCGAACUGAAAACCUCAAAGCCCAACAAAAUAGAAAAGAAAAGUUUGUAGGAUCGAGACAUCAUAUUUCUUCUCAUUUACGCCAUCCUUAUGAUGUAAGCUUAGAAGAAGAAAAUGCGGACACGUAUGGAGAAAAUGACGACAUUUCUGUAAUGAUUCCUUUGGUCCCAGCCGUCGAUUCUAAGUUAGAAAAGCGCUCUAAUGCCAUCCGCGCCAUAGAACGAACAGUCGAGGAAGUGGGACAAAUCAUGUCCCAAAUCGCGUUCAUCACAAAGCAACAAGAUGAAGUGAUCACUAGAAUCGAUGAAGAUAUAUCUAGGAGUGAAUUUCAUAUACAAGGCGCAUACUCUGAACUUUUAAACUACAUUCCAAAGAUUACUAGGAGUCGAUGGUUGUAUCUCAAAAUUUUUGCCAUAUUUAUUGUAUUCAUUAUUCUGCUAUUUGUGCUGAUCUAGAAAAUAUAACGGCCAUUUCUGUAUGCAAUGUAUAAAAAAAUAGUUUUCAACUCAUAUACAUUUAUUUCUUGCAACUCGGAUGUGGCUAUUGCC